This is a messenger RNA of Pipistrellus nathusii (Nathusius's pipistrelle), 762 nucleotides long. The record is from the annotation of a GenBank genome assembly. Lineage: Eukaryota; Metazoa; Chordata; Mammalia; Chiroptera; Vespertilionidae.
AUGGCGGCUUCUGGAGAGAGCGGGGCCUCGGGCGGCGGAGGCAGCACGGAGGAGGCGUUUAUGACCUUCUACAGUGAGGUGAAACAGAUAGAAAAAAGAGAUUCAGUUCUAACAUCCAAAAAUCAGAUUGAAAGAUUGACCCGUCCUGGUUCCUCCUACUUCAAUUUGAACCCAUUUGAGGUUCUUCAGAUAGACCCUGAAGUGACAGAUGAAGAAAUAAAAAAGAGGUUUCGGCAGUUAUCCAUUUUGGUGCAUCCUGACAAAAAUCAAGAUGAUGCUGACAGAGCACAAAAGGCUUUUGAAGCUGUGGACAAAGCUUACAAGUUGCUACUGGAUCAGGAACAAAAGAAGAGGGCCCUGGAUGUAAUUCAGGCAGGAAAAGAAUACGUGGAACACACUGUGAAAGAGCGAAAAAAGCAAUUAAAGAAGGAAGGAAAACCUACAAAUGUAGAGGAGGAUGAUCCAGAGCUGUUCAAGCAAGCAGUAUACAAACAGACCAUGAAACUCUUUGCUGAGCUGGAAAUUAAAAGGAAGGAGAGAGAAGCCAAAGAGAUGCAUGAAAGGAAGCGACAAAGGGAAGAAGAAAUUGAAGCUCAAGAAAAAGCCAAACGUGAAAGGGAGUGGCAGAAAAACUUUGAGGAAAGUCGAGAUGGCCGUGUGGACAGCUGGCGGAACUUCCAAGCAAAUACAAAGGGGAAGAAAGAGAAGAAAAAUCGGACCUUCCUGAGACCACCAAAAGUGAAAAUGGAGCAGCGAGAGUGA